Messenger RNA from Miscanthus lutarioriparius, 405 nucleotides. Lineage: Eukaryota; Viridiplantae; Streptophyta; Magnoliopsida; Poales; Poaceae. The record is from the annotation of a GenBank genome assembly.
AUGGAGCUGCACCUGGUGCACGAGAGCGCCGCGAACAAGGCCGCGGUGAUCGCCGUCCUCUACGAGGUCGGUCGCCACGACGACGCGUUCCUCCGCCACUUGGAGCCCUUCAUCCGGCGGAUCGCGGACGUGCGGGACAGGGAGGAGCGCGUCGGCUUGGUCAACCCGUGGCGUGCGCGCGGCAGCGCCAGUGUCUACUACCGCUACAUGGGCUCCCUCACCGCGCCGCCCUACACCGAGGGGGUCAUCUGGACCAUCGUCAAGAGGGUUCGCACCGUGUCCAAGUACCAGUUGGAGCUUCUCAGGGAAGCCGUGCACGACUGGAAAGUAAAUAUGUCGCUGCCACUGCACGUCCCCGUACCUGUUGUUCAAACUCAAACAUGGCUGGAACCAAAAGCAAUAUGA